UGGGGACGGGGCUGGGGCAGGAAUAAGCGCUCGCCGCUCCCCGGCGGGAGCAUCCCGGAGCGGGUCCUUGCUCCGGCAUUUCCUCGCGUGUUCCCUUGCCGCCCCUCGCCCUCUCAGGAGAGCCGCCCUCGGGACGGUGUGACGAGGCCCGGGCACUGGGCAGAGACGGCGAUCCCCGGCGCCUCACCACCGCAGCCGCCCCCCUGUCCAGCGGGGAAACCGGGAGCGUGGGGGCGGAGGGCGGCCCGGGGCUGCGGAGCCCCCCGGCCAUGGAGCAGGUCCAGAUGAUCAACAUCCAGCGGCUGCUGGAAGCGGCCGAGUAUCUGGAGCGAAGGGAGAGAGAGUGUGAACACGGCUAUGCCUCGACCUUCCCCUCAGUUCCAAGCCCUGGACUACAAGACCCGAAGCCCCCGCGGAGGCUGAGCCGGGCACGGAAAUACAGCGGCAGUGGCAGCAUUGCCAGUAUUGCCACCAGGUCUACGCACAACGAACUAGAAAAGAACCGCCGAGCUCACCUCCGCCUGUGUCUAGAACGCUUAAAAGUUCUGAUACCGCUCGGACCAGACUGCACCCGGCACACCACGCUUGGGCUGCUCAACAAAGCCAAAGCACAUAUCAAGAAACUUGAAGAGGCUGAGAGGAGAAGCCAACACCAGCUUGAGAACCUGGAACGAGAACAAAGAUUCCUAAAGAGAAGACUGGAACAGCUACAGGGUCCUCAGGAGAUAGAGCGAAUACGAAUGGACAGCAUUGGAUCUACCAUUUCCUCGGAUCACUCGGACUCGGAGCGAGAAGAGAUUGAAGUGGACGUUGAAAGCACAGAGUUCUCCCAUGGAGAAGUGGACAAUAUCAGCACAACCAGCAUCAGUGACAUUGAUGAUCACAGCAGCUUGCAGAGUAUUGGGAGUGAUGAGGGUUACUCCAGCGCCAGUGUCAAGCUCUCGUUUGCUUCCUAGAACCAAGUGAGACAACAGUGCAGGGUGAAUGAUUUCACUGGGAUGAUCAAACUGGGUCCUAGAUGCCAGUAUCCUCUUUCAGAAUUGACAUAUUGACAGCUAGGCCUGGAGAGACCUGUAUAUAAAGCUUUUUGGGUAAAGGAAGCCUCCCCAGAAACCCAUAUUUGUCCAUUUGGUCAUGUUACCAAUCCCAAUUUCUGCUGGCAAAAAGUUAGGCCAAAUACUAGUCCCUUUGCAGUCAAUUAAAUCCGUUUGUUUCUGUGGGACCUGGAUCUAGACCUUAGUGAUGAAACACUUUGUUUUGAAUUUAUUUGAAAUUGUUUGAAAGAGGAUACUAGAGACUCAUCCCUCUCUUUCUGUCAUGAGAUCUGAGAAAUGUCAAAAUUUCUUACACUGCAUUCAGAUUGAACAACCUAAUUUAGGCCCUUCUGAAGAGCUUUUGUGGUCCUGAAAGGACUGUAUCCUACAGCUUACCACAAUCUAAUGCUGUCACAAAUUACUAGGAAAUCUCAGAAGGCUUACGUAGCCUAGGAAUAACAGUGACAAUAAUGAUUAAGGUCUCAUUCUGUGCCCAGAGGGAGAGGGGCAGCGAUGUUCAGGGGAGAACACCAUUCAACUCAGCUUUCUGUUGGACAUCAUUUAAGCAGUGAGUACCUCUGAAGCGUGGCUAAAGUGAGAGGUACACACCUGUAAUCUACCAGCACAGGGCGGGCUGUCAGGCCUGGGGCUGUGCCAGCGCCAGCAGAUCCCCGGUAGAUGUGUGCCCCUCGCAGGCACAUGGCCAGCUGAGGGCAGAACGAAACCAGCACUCGAGAGGUGACACACCAGACAGUCAUGCCCAGAUACUGAGCCACUAUGACCUUUUUAUUUGAAGUGAUUUUUUGAUAAACAUUUGUAAAUGUGUUGGGAGGGAAAACACCCCAAGUCUGAUGCAUCUUUUUAGAGCUUGUCCAUAUGAAACCUUAGAUGUCUUUUAUAUGAAUUUAUGCCAUGAAAAGAUCUCUGUUUUGAUGAAGCACUUGACCCAAUGAAAUGCAAAGAUCCUUUUUUUUGCCAUGCACACAAUGGAUGAAGGCUGUGCUAAGCUGGAAGAGGCCAGGUUUGGUGGGGGUUUCUUCAGUUUUCUUUUUAGAAUCAUUCCCUUUGCUGACUUUUGAAGUUCCAGUCCAGUAGUUAACCUAGUUAAGCUCAGCACGUCUCUCAUGUUAAUGUAACGUUUUGACUGCACGUCCUGUUCCCAAGGGCCUUGCCAUCUUAUCUGUGCAGGUGCUGUUAAGAGCUGUUAUAGCAAAUGUUUUCUAAUUUUCUCCAAGACAAGCAUUCUAACCUGCACUUUGAGGGCUUUGCUUUUUUAUUUUUGUCUUUUUAAUGGCCAGGAUUAUUUUGUUUUCCAAGUUUUAAAAACCUUAAUAGAGUCUUCACCUAUGGCAUUGUUUGAAACUUUGUAUAUCCUUAAGUAAUUUAAUUACCCGUCAUUACUAAGAAAAAAAGAUGAAAAAAUGCUUUAUAAAAUUCAUAACUUAUUGCUGAUUUGAAUGGGUUGUUAAUUUCAGUCCUUUAGAUUUUAUUUUAUUGUUUUAGAUAGGGUUGGGUAAAAAGAGGUAAAAUAAAGUAAAAAAAUAAAGACAACCAUAUUUAGCAGUGCAGUGGAAUUGUGUUUAAAUGUUAGCAUAUGGUCCCCAUUAAAGUAGCACUUUAACGCCAUUAAACAUUUCUGUAUCUGAAA
This is a messenger RNA of Vidua macroura (Pin-tailed whydah), 2682 nucleotides long. It is a transcript of the gene MXI1, whose product is annotated as MAX interactor 1, dimerization protein. Gene Ontology annotation, molecular function: RNA polymerase II cis-regulatory region sequence-specific DNA binding; protein dimerization activity; DNA-binding transcription factor activity, RNA polymerase II-specific. The transcript is spliced from 6 exons. Bases 270 to 956 code for a protein of 228 amino acids. The record is from RefSeq and is a predicted model, not a curated record. Lineage: Eukaryota; Metazoa; Chordata; Aves; Passeriformes; Viduidae. Gene Ontology annotation, biological process: regulation of transcription by RNA polymerase II.